Colletotrichum destructivum is the source of this 762-nucleotide messenger RNA. RefSeq lists its product as uncharacterized. The record is from RefSeq and is a predicted model, not a curated record. The transcript has a single exon. NCBI's taxonomy places the organism in Eukaryota, Fungi, Ascomycota, Sordariomycetes, Glomerellales, Glomerellaceae. Bases 1 to 762 code for a protein of 253 amino acids.
AUGGAGAAAUCUACUUCUGGAUAUGAGGCUCUCGACUAUCCCGACGAGCCUUCUUCAGGGGACGACUUUCCGCUUGGUAGUGACUCGCACGUCAACAACAAAACUCGAAGCGAAUAUCGAGCUACGGCGCACCAACGCGGGCUCUUACUUUUCAUAUCAGUUGCAGUGGUCGUGGUCAUUGGAUGUGGUCUGCUCUACACGCUACAGGCACUCAGUCCGGUUGCCCCGGAGGAGAGGGCGUCACUGAUCGGAGUCUGCUCCAACAACCCCGAGAAAUCUCGCGACAAAGGCUGUGUCUUUGACCCAAUGAUGUACAACUGGGUGCAAGAGCCCUGUUAUAAGAGAGAUUUAUCAGACAAGUACUUUGCAGCUGGAAACUGGACUUUCUUUGCCGACGCCAAGGGAACGCAACCAAUUUCAGAGUCAGCUAUCCGUCAAGGCGACGCCAUCACCGUGUGGGUGACAGGUGACUUCCACUAUAGCCACUGUGCCUACAUACUGCACAAGAGGCUGGUUGCGGAGGAACCAGGCUCCAUCGCUAUGGACACCAAGUCCCGACCCAUCGCUCAUACUGAACAUUGUUUCAAGUGGCUGAGCAAGCCGAAACCGCAGGUGUUCGACCUCGUCACGCUGAACUUCUCGCGGGAGGCAUUGGGCUGCGUCCAGGGGCGGCUAGGGGUCGACUGCUACUCGCCCGAGCACGCAGAAAUUUGUUGGCCAGGUCAGAAUCACUCCACGGCCCACCAUGCCAUAGAGAAAUAG